Molecule: messenger RNA, 4584 nt
Organism: Penicillium soppii
Lineage: Eukaryota; Fungi; Ascomycota; Eurotiomycetes; Eurotiales; Aspergillaceae
Exons: 2
Coding region: 1-4584 (1527 amino acids)
Biological process (GO): mitotic cell cycle
Source: RefSeq, a predicted model, not a curated record
AUGGCGCGCGCCGCAGUGAUCCCUCAAUCCCCCGCAAAGCGGGCGGGAAGAACUUCCACUCAGUCCACAGCCGCCGCCGACGCGAAGAGGAAACCCCCUCGCAAGGCGACACCAGCAACCAGGACCGCGCCCACUACUAAUGUCGACUCGGAUGACACGGACGAUGAGCUGGGUUUCAUUACAACAAAAGCUGCGAAACCUCGCGGCCGUCCUCCUAGCCGCCCGGCUACCAAGACGACAUCGACAACCACUACACGUAACAAGAAAGCUACUACUGAGCCUAUCGCCAACCAGAUCAAGGCCGAAACCGCAAACACAGAAACUGCACCAGGACAACAAGCGGAGGGAACGAAGAAGCGGGUUGGAAGACCGAGGAAAAACCCUCUCCCGGAGGAAGCAACUGCACCUAAAACUAGGGGACGACCAAGAGCUGGAACAACGCCCAAGGCCCCGGCCCUUGCUCCAGUUCCAGCCAGGAGAACACGGAUGGCGGCCGAAGUCGCGAAUGAAACGAAAGCGAAUCACAUCAAAGUGGCAACAGGCUCCACUGCCAUGCGAUCAAACCUUCUGCGCGGACCCGCUAAGAAAAAGACAGUCACAUUCCAAGAUGCAUCCGAAUCCGAAGGAGAUGAAUCAAGUGUCCCUGAGGCACCUGCCGCCGGUCGCAGACGGGUAGCGCCCAAGGGGGCGGGAGCUGCAAAGUCCGGCCUUGGUGCGACCCCGGUCCGUAAGUCUGCAGCAGCUGGGACCCGUGGACGAAAGCCAGCCGCAACAAAGAAGGCUGCAACAAAACCGUUGUCUCCCAAGAAGGCCAAGCAAGUGGCCAAAUCUUUGUCCGCUUAUGCAAGCUCCGACGAGGAGGAUGAGCUCAACACCAUUAAGGCCGGCAUCAAAAGUCCGAUGAAGCUGGUUGUUCACUCGCCUGUCAAGCGUGACUUGGGGAAUACCGGAUUGAGCUCCCCUGUUCGAAGAAUCAACUUUACCCCGAAGAAGACGAACAGCUUUGUCGACGAGAAUGGCGAGCCAAAACUACCCACCCCCAAACACGGAUCAGAAGGAACUGGCCUUAGCUCUCCGGUCAGAAAAAUCAACUUUACACCAAACCGCAGCCAGAACCCAGUCGCAGACAAUGGCCAUCUCGCUCUUCCACCUGGGCAUUCUAUCAACUUCAGUGAGUCUGCGAUUAUGUCUAGCCCUGCCAGACGAGCUCCGACAUCGUCUCCUUUCAAAUUCAGCCUGAGAGAAAACCCGAACCGCGGAGGGCCCCUUUUCAUGGAUAGUGUGAAUCCUACCUCUGCGCCUGACUUCACUCCUGGAUUUGCUUCCCCUCUCAAGAUGUCCCCAAAGAGAGGCCACCUUGGAGCUUCUUUCUCGCAGUCAGCCUUGAAGACAUCCGCUCCCACAGCCCCUACACGGACUCCCUUGUUUCAGAGUCCUGCAAAGAGAAUAGCUUCUCCAUUCAAAAACUCGAUAUUUUCCACUCAGGCGCGCCAGUCUCAGGUUAUUGACAGCGACGGAACCCCUACAAAGUUAAAGGAACCCGAGCAAACCACAACUCCGACAUCAUCGCCAAGGCAAGAACAGUAUGAUGACAUUGCCUCUGAUAAGGACUCCGACGUGACCGAAGAUGUAGCUCUAGACAUCUUUGACAUUGAUAGUGAGAUAGAGCCAUCUGCCGAUGUCAGAACCCCAUCGCCCUCUCCUACUCACAGGGACACUGGUGAACCCGAACCAGAGAACGAUGAGCCUGUGGAUCAUGUGUCUGCAGACAUGGACCGUGGGGAAGAGUCAGGAUUUGAAGAGGUAGAAGUUGCAGACCCCAUAGACGAGGCUCCAUUUGAAUACGAAGAGCCUGAAACCAUCUGCUUCGACGCAAUGGAAGAGGCCAACCUUGCACCAAGAGAGCUCUACGACCAAGAGGCUCAUGAAGACUCUGAAUAUGAACACGACGAACAUGUGGAAGACGAGGCUCAAUUCGAAUACGAAGAGCCUGAAACCAUCUGCUUCGACGCAAUGGAAGAGGCCAACCUUGCACCAGAAAAGCUUUACGAUCAAGAGCUCUACGACCAGGAGGCCCAGGAAGACUCUGACUACGAACACAACGAACAUCUUGAAGACGAAACUCAUUUCGAAUAUGAAGAGGCUGAAACGAUUUGCUUCGAUGCUUUGGAAGAUGCGGAAAUGGCAACAUACGAUUCGCAUUACCCAGAACUCCGCGACGCAUCCGGCUCCGAGGACAGCGACACUACUCAAGACGAGGCCCAAUUUGAAGACGAGGAAGCCGUGACUCUUUGCUUUGACACCAUGGAAGACGAAUAUCUCGCAGAAUAUGAUCUGCGUAACCAGAUUACGCAGUUCGUAGAUUCCGACAUUGAUAGCACAGUGUUUGCUGAAGAAGAGCAUCUCGGAGCAGAUGAGGAACACAUCCACCGUUUCGAUAAUGGAUUCAUCUCGCCAGAAGCAAGCCCUGAACCAGUGAACCCCCUUGAGAUCGAAAAGUUGGACACCGAAGAAGAGGCGGAUGAUCAAGUCAUGACUGAUACGACUGACAUUGAGCCUAUUUCCUCCCGUGAGAAUAACGAGUUGGACGUUAAUGCGAGCCCACAGAGGGUGCAAACUAUUUCGUCUCCGACCCCGAGUUCUCCGCUCGGGGAAACUACUCCUGUCCCCACAAAUCGCCCAGACAACACAGAGAAUGGCCAUGACUCCACUCCUAAUGCCUGGAAUGCCAGUGAUGUUCACCUCCACGCGCCCCGGGAAGAAGAAAUCAGCUAUACACCAAGCACCCAGGCUCCUACUCCUGCCUCCAUUGCACGGAGCCUCUUCAACACACCAAGAGUUGCGGACCAUCACCAACCCCCAGUAGAGGUCGGCUUGGGCUUCACGCCUUUGGCACAAAGCUUCGAUCGUUGGGAACAAAACACUCCUUCCCAGGCUAGAUCACUUCGACCCCGUCGCCGUGGAGUCUUCUCGUUGGUCGGCCCAUUGGAUCGUACCGCUGUCGAAUCGCCUGCAGCAACGCCUGCUAAAUCUAGCGUUGUGUCAUAUCCGGAUUUGCCGAAAAGCCCCCUCGCGAACACACCCUCUCUAUGUGCUGAACUACCCCUUCCGCCUCAGAGUGAUGGUACCAUCAUGAGCCCCGCACGCGAUCAAACUCCACGGUUACCGGCAGUCUUUGAACAUACACCGACCAUUGCCUCGCCUAGAAAGAGCACGAAUAUAUUCGAGGAUCCAGACCCAGAGUCAACUGAACUGCAAGAAAACCACCGGAGCACCGCCGACGCCCAUAUUCCUCCUGCCGAAGCUUCAUGGGACCAAGAAUCCGAUGACAAGGAAAACUGCGGCCCUGCAAACCUCCCAGUGACACCAAUGAAGUCACGCCCUCACCUUGAAGACCUGCGAACCGUCCACACUGUAUCAAAAGUACCAUUGAAGGCGGAAGGUGAAGUGUCCCCUCUCAAGUUGUCUCGCAAGAGAGGCCUUUCUCUCUCAGCAACGUCCCCCACACGUUCUUCUCCGCGUGUUCGAAAACCCACCGUCAUGGCCCUCAAUGACAGUGCACCAGUCCUGGCUCCGUCCCGAAGGACCUCGCACACAAGCGGAAGCCCGACGCCAAAACGUCGGUCGAUCGCGGCUAGACGCAGCAGCGGGCGGCCGGUAAUAGCUCCGCCUGCUGCCUCUAGUGCAGCCGCUAGCCCAUCUAAGAAGGCUCGGAGAAGCAUAAGCUCUGAACAAAAAGCUCUACACGGUGCAAUCGUGCACGUGGAUGUUCAUACCACCGAAGGCGAAGAUGCCUCGGGCAUCUUUGUUGAGCUCUUACAACAAAUGGGAGCUCGAUGUGUAAAGUCCUGGUCUUGGAACCCAAGCUCAGGUCUCUCGCCGGCGGAUGGCGCAGGGCCCAAAGACUCACGUGUUGGUAUCACUCAUGUUGUGUACAAGGAUGGUGGUUUGCGGACUUUGGAAAAAGUCAAGAAGGCGGCAGGCCUCGUUAAAUGUGUUGGGGUCGGUUGGGUUCUUGACUGUGAACGGGAAAGUCAAUGGCUCGAUGAAACCCCCUACGCAGUCGACAGCUCUAUUAUCCCGCGCGGAGGUGCCAAGCGCCGCAAGAGCAUGGAGCCCCGUGCGCUUAGCAAUAUCAACGGCACCCUAGUUCGUGCAUCAGGAUCUCCCGCACCCUCUGGCAGCGGGCGUCGCAGUGGUGCCGGCCAAGGUGCCGUUGACGGGUUCCGCAAGAUUACCCCUCCAGCUUAUCAGCAAGAGGCGCCAUCUACACCCCCACAACAAUCCUCUGCUGAUAAAUACCAAUUCCCUGCUACCCCAGGAUAUAACUUCGCCAAUCUUGAUGCCAUUGGCAUGUCGCCUGCUACACCUGCCUUCCUUGGUAACCGCUCUAGACUUGUCCAGCAGUCGUGUCCACCAAAGCAGAGCAACCGAGGCCUCUUCCCCGGUGCCAAACCCUCAAGCCUUUUGCAGGAUGAUGGCGAUGAUGAGGAAUCUAGGCGCCAACGUCGCUUCCGUAUGGAGGCUGCUCGCCGCAAGAGCCUUGUUUACAAGCCGGCUGUUGGCAGCCAUCUUGUUCGUUGA